AUGACUGAAUCACGUCUCUCUCCUCUCCGUUCCACUCCAACAAUACCUCGACUAGAACUUUCGGCAAUCACAAUCGGAGCGAAAUUAACGAAAUUUCUACACUCUCGACUCGAUGUUCCGAUUCAAAAAUCCUACAUUUGGUCGGACAGUAAAGUAGCCCUCAUGUGGACAAAAGUUGAGAAAACAUUACCAAUAUUCAUUAACAACCGCGUGGAAAGCAUCAGGACUAACGCUCCUUCGUCGAUUUUACGCUAUGUUCCGGGAGACGGAAAUCCGGCUGACGUUGCCAACAGAGGAAUGUCUAUAAAAGAACUACUACAUUCUCAACUAUGGUUCAAAGGACCUUCAUUUCUUUUAUAUUCUGAGGAAAAAUGGCCAGACGAUAUCAGCCAAUAUUCAACCAAAGAUGAAGAAACGGAAGAAUGCCUUCUUUCUCAAGAAGCAAUGAAAAAAGAAGAACCACUAUUUCAAGAAACUCGAUUCAGGGAUGGUUCUGCUCUUCAUCGUCAGGAAAUCACCAAACGUAUCGAACGUAUCAUCUGCCGACAAGCACAAAUGAGUCAUCCCCCGAGUGAUGCCGUAAUAAAGCAAUUGAACCUAUAUCAAUGUGAUCGUACACUUUUAUGGAGAUGUAGAGAAAGGAUCCACAAUGCAAAUCUAUCACAAAUCACGAUUGAAGCGAUAUAUCUUCCAAGAGAAAGUUAUAUCACCACACUCCACAUUCUCCAUAUCCAUUGUAUGAGUCACCAUUGCGGCGUCUAA
Haemonchus placei is the source of this 762-nucleotide messenger RNA. NCBI's taxonomy places the organism in Eukaryota, Metazoa, Nematoda, Chromadorea, Rhabditida, Trichostrongylidae. The record is from the annotation of a GenBank genome assembly.